Messenger RNA from Xenopus tropicalis (tropical clawed frog), 7938 nucleotides. RefSeq names its product death inducer-obliterator 1 (gene dido1). The transcript has 17 exons. The coding region runs from base 422 to 7264 and encodes 2280 amino acids. Lineage: Eukaryota; Metazoa; Chordata; Amphibia; Anura; Pipidae. The record is from RefSeq and is a predicted model, not a curated record. Gene Ontology annotation, cellular component: spindle; nucleus. Gene Ontology annotation, biological process: DNA-templated transcription; apoptotic signaling pathway.
GUCCUGUGUUUGAGCUGCAGAUCAGUGAGGGACUCAGGGACAAGGCUUCUGCGCAUGCGUGAAACUGCUCAGUAUACAGUGUGCGCACAGGAGCGGCUGGGUUCGGCGCCCGUUACGUCAUUACCCCUGCAAGAGAGGCUCAGAGACCCCGCGGGUCGGUUGCGAAUGGCGGUGAGUUACGUGCGUGAGGGAGACGGACGGUGAGGAGCUCACCCCUAGGGGUGCUGUUAGUCUGUGCUGGAUUCGCAGGAGCAUGUCAUUGGCAGAUCUCCCAGCCUCGCCAGCAUGAGCUUUGCCUGAUAUGCUGAGCACCUCGUAUCCCUACACCAAAUUAAUCUCCAUUUAGAUCUGCACCGCGGAUUUGCACCCAAUACCUGCACCCGUCAUAGCGUUGCAGUGCAGGAGCAAUAGCCACCCCAUAAUGGAUGAAGUUGCAACUUCUCAAUCCUCUGUGACCUAUGAAUCUGAAACCAACCUUGAGAACAUGGAGAGCAGUUCUCCUGCCUCCCCUUUUGAUGGAGACCAGAUUCAUGACGACUCCUUAAGGGCCAUUAAACCCACAAGCAAGGAAUUUAAGAAAACUUGGGGUUUCCGCAAGACCACGAUUGCUAAGCGUGAAGUUGCCUCCGACGCUGAUAUGGAGGAAUCCGGUAAUCAGGCGGGCCCCUCCCUUAGGCGCAGUGGGCGGCAGCCGAAACGCACAGAGAGGGUGGAGGAAUUCCUCACAACAGUCAGGAGGAAUAGAGGGAGGAAGAGCGCCCCCCUGGAAGAUUCAAGUGACCGAUCGUGCCCGGUCACCGACGCCGAAACUGCCUCUGAAGGAAGUGUAGAGAGCACCCCGGAUGUAAAGGGCGACAGCCAGAGUUCAGAUCCUAAGUACAAGAAUGAAUUGACUUGUAAGGCAGAAAUUAAGAAAGAAGAGGACGACAGUUCUGAUAGUGACGGCAUGACGUUAAAGGAGCUGCAGAAUAGACUGCGGAGCAGGCGCUCCGAUCAUACCAGCACCGCAAGUGUUCCAACUCAGGCUCUUGGCACACCCAAAAGUGAACCUGGCAGUACCGGAGAGUGUACAGUGCGCACUAGGAGCGCUAACCGUGCCGCUCUGCUGCAGCAGCAGACUCCUAUAAAGUCCCCAAUAAAGCAGGAACCAGAAAGCCCCCCUCCUUCAGAAGAGCAGAAGCAAGAGGAGACCAGCAUAUCCCCAAAACGUAGAUCCGAGACGGAAAUCUAUGAUCCAAAUGCACUUUACUGUAUAUGUCGCCAGAGGCAUAACAACAGGUUUAUGAUUUGCUGUGACAGAUGCGAGGAGUGGUUCCACGGAGACUGCGUGGGGAUUCCUGAAGCCCGGGGGCGACUCUUGGAAAGAAACGGAGAAGAUUAUAUCUGCCCCAACUGCACCAUCCAGCAGAGCCAAGCCGAGAGCGCAACCGAUAGCGAUCAGAAAGAGGAUCCCCAGUAUAAUAGUGAAAUGCGUAUUGAAACUGCGGAGAGCUCCGACGAUCAGGGAAUUAAAGGGAGAAUUGAGAAGAAAGCAGCACAUUCCAGUGGGAAAAAGAAACUGAAGAUUUUUCAUCCUGUGCCUCAAUCCACCGUAGUAUCAGAACCUCCACCCUUGUCUGGACCUUCAGAAGCGUCCGACUCCUCUGAGGUGGCCCGAUGCAUUGGCCCUGGGUGUUCCAACCUCGCCCUGCCAGAUUCUGUCUACUGUAGUCACGACUGCAUCCUGAAACAUGCAGCGGCUGCAAUGAAAUCCCUCAACGUGGCCAAAGACGUCAAGCCGAAAGAGAAGAUCAAGGUAAAAACAGAGAAGAGAAUCCAGCCCAAGCCCCAGGCAUCCGCCAAACCGCCGACGUCUCCAAUGGAGCCGGUUUCAGAGAGAAAAGAAUCUGUAGCAAAGAGAGUCCCAGAUAUGAACGUGAAGGUGGAAGCAGCCAAUGAGCCGAGGGCCGAGGGCAGCAGCACGCCUUCCUGGGAGAGUGACCAUAAUUACAUUGCAGUAAAGCCCGAAAAGACUGCUGCCAUAUCAUCUACACUAUUUUACAAAUCUGAAAAGGUAGAGGAAGUGGAAAAGAAGCCCGAAGUUCCUGCUUCUCCUCCGGCCAAAGCGUCCGUCCCUUGCCCUUACACCAGCAUGGUGAUGAAGCCAAUCUCCUCGCUCCCAAGGAUACCCAAGAAGGAUUCCCACUCCACAACCCCCAUCAAACCGCUGCCUAAACCUGCUGUUAGUUCCAAAAGCCCCAUACAGAACAAAGGGGUCCGUCAGCCCACUAAGCCUGCCGACUCCAAGCCGUCUCCUGUUCCCAAAAAGCCUCCGGCUCCAUCACUGCCUUCUGCACCGAGUCAGAAGAAAGCCAUUCCCUCCAAGUUGCCUUUGGGUCAGAAGAAGUCAGCUGCCCCCUCCCCAUCUACUAAAGUUGCAAUGGGAAACCCACCCCCAAGACCCACAGCCAACACCUCACAGCCUACGUCCAGCACCCCACAGUCUGCCCAGAGUUCCUCACACCCUGUGCCCAACAUGCAGAUCCGGCAGAACAUCCGGAGGUCUCUGAAACAGAUCUUAUGGAAGAGAGUCAUUGACAGCGAUGACCUGGUGAUGGUGGAGAACGAGGUUGCGAGGAUCGCCACAAAUAUCGAAAGGGAAAUGUUCAAUCUGUAUCGGGAUACGGACAGCAGGUACAAGGCCAAGUACCGCAACAUCAUGUUUAACCUCAAGGACCCAAAGAAUCAGGGUCUGUACCACCGAGUCCUCAAAGAAGAGAUUCCCUUGGCGAAGCUUGUGCGGCUAAAACCCGAGGAACUCGCGUCUAGAAAGUUAUCAUCGUGGAAAGAGACUGGAUCCAGAUCAGGUUUGGUCCUCAAAAGCAAGGCUCGGAUGGAGAAUAAAAUUCCUUCGAUGAAUCAAGCGGUUGACAUGGAGGAGUCCCCGCCGAUGUCCGAUACAGACACGGAGCAGCAGGAGCCGGCGCAGGCCCCGCCGGAGACUAAUACUUCGGUUCUUCCGGACAUAUUCAGCAGCAUGUUGAGCGACACUACGAGCCAGCAUCGUGCCCAUCUUUUCGACCUUAAGUGCAAGAUCUGUACAGGCCAGAUUCCUGCGGAUGAUGAGCCUCCCUAUAAGCGACCGAAAACCACCACUGCAGCUGCCAAGAAGCCCGACCUGAAUUCCAAGCCGGAGCCCAAAGAGGAGAGCAGCGUUAUACCCCCUCCCCCAGAACCAGCUGAAAAUACAGAGUCCAAUCCACCCAUGGAAAUCUGUGAUAAUGCAGAGAAUAUCCCAGAGGCAGCCCCAUUACCUGUGCCCUUACCCUCUGAAUCCCCUACUCUCCCCGACCCAAUAUAUUCCAGUCACGCCCCCGUGUACCCCUCUCCUGCUCCCGUCACCACUGUCACCGUAUCGGGCAGAGACCCUAGAACAGCCAUCAAGCGCCCUCUGACCGUCUCUUCCAACCCAGACAUCGGUGCAAGGUCUUCACGCGAGAACGAAGAGGCGCCGACGGAACCACCCAAGCCUCUUCUUCCUCAAGUCUUCUCUAUGCCCAAGUCUAUUCUCUCCAAGCCACUUCCCUCGGAGAGCCGAUACUUAGCGUCCGCAUCGCCAAACAUCAACUUGACAGAAAUGCGGCCACCCAAAGAAGGGGAUACGUCUCUCUUCCUCUCUCGUCUGAACCCCAUAUGGAAAGGAUUCAUAAACAUGCAGUCCGUGGCCAAGUUUGUCACUAAAGCCUACCCGGUGUCCGGCUCUGUGGAAUAUCUCAAUGAGGAUUUACCAGACACGAUCCACAUAGGCGGAAGGAUCUCUCCGAAGACCGUCUGGGAUUACGUUGGGAAGCUGAAGUCCUCUCAGUCAAAGGAGUUGUCGCUGAUCCGCUUCCAUCCGGCCACAGAAGAGGAGGAGGUGGCCUACAUAUCCCUAUACUCCUAUUUCAGCAGCCGCUGCCGAUUCGGAGUCGUAGCCAACAAUAACCGUCACGUCAAGGACCUGUAUCUGAUUCCACUCAGUGCCAAGGACCCAAUUCCCUCCAAACUGUUGCCCUUUGAUGGACCAGGGCUCGAAGCGACGCGUCCGAACCUCAUUUUGGGCCUUGUCAUUUGUCAGAGGAACAAGCGUCCAGUUACCAGCGAGACGGAAAAGUUGGAAGAUAAACGAACGAAAAGUGGAGGCCAGGAGGAUACGGAGGUGGGGAAUGUCACUAAAGGGGCUUUGUCGUCUCAGGCAGAAAAGAUGCCUCAUAAAUAUCAACCCUAUGCCGGCGAAUCUGUCAAAAGUACGGCUCCUCCAGGUUCCCCACCUCCUCUCCCAGAAGCACUUGCAAAAGUAGUUGCUCCAGUUAUCGCCCUCGGCAAAGCAGAAGGUGUCCUUCCUGUUCAUAGCGCAGUCCCCCACUCGCCUACGGCCGAAAGUGCCUCCUCCGCUUCUAAAGGUGCCACCCCACUGGAGCAUAUUCUUAAGACUCUCUUUGGUAAAUCAGACAAUAAAAAUGAUAACCCCAGUGCUCCGAAAGUAGAUCCUCCCAAGGACAAAGGGCUUGUUGGCCUUCCUCUGAUAGACCCCAUAGUACAGCAGUUUGGUCUGUUAUCCAAAGACAAAGCCAUAGAGGAGGAGGAUGAUAGGCCGUACGACCCUGAAGAAGAGUAUGAUCCAGAAAAGGCCUUUGGUACAACCAUGGUGACCAAUAAUGACAAACCUUACGAGCCAGAACAACCUUGUGAAAGCUUAGAAGAUGAUGAGGCCUACGAUCCUGAGGAUGAAACCAUAUUGGAAGAAGCGAAGGUUUCAGUAGAAGACCUGCCCAAUAGAAUGUCGGCUCUGAAUAAACUGAAACCUGAAAUGACCGCAGAAUACCUGCAAGGCAUCUCCGAUUCCUCAUCACUCGUAGAACAAAAGAAAAUGCUAGAAGAGUUAAAUAAACAAAUUGAAGAACAAAAGCGUCAGUUGGAGGAACAGGAGGAGGCGCUGAGACUACAAAGGGCGGCAGUUGGGGUGUCCAUGGCUCACUUCUCUGUGUCCGAUGCCCUGAUGUCGCCCCCUCCCAAAUCAUCGCUCCUAAAAAGUGAAUUAUUUCCGCAAGAGCCGGGCCCAAUAAAGAUAUUGUCUCCCUCGGUACCUGAGAAAGUGAUUCAUUCUAGCCGCGACCCAAGGCAGUCCAGAGAUCCUCGGCAAGCAUCAUCAAAGAUGGCGCAUCCAGAAAAUGAACCCCUUAACCAAACCCCACAUGAUGAAAAACACGUGCAGACACCUGAAGUCCAUACCACCGAUCAAGAUAGUUCAGUCAAGUUAGCCAGUGAAGAAAGUGCAAGCUCUGCAGCCCAUUUGAACCCAGCUGAGACAUAUCUGAAAGGUAACAAACCUGAAAUGGCGGCUUGGCACGUUCAGCAUGAAAACUCGCAGUCAGAAUCCCCCCAAGAGACCUUGGAAACGACAAGACCCUCCCGGAAAGUGUUGCUGCCAACUCCAGAAAUAAAUGCCCCCUUGCAACAGAACUUCAUUAAUGUGGGAAGUGGUAAUUUGCCUCUUUCACAUGAACGUGGUUGGGCUCCGGAGUCUCAGCCCUGCGACCCAGUGAGCGUUAGACCUCAGUUUCCUGGUCCAUCAGUCGUACACCCAGACAUGGCAUUGAAUUACGGGCCUCCCACUGACCACGCCUCCUUUGUAGAACAUAAAGACCCAGUUAAUACCCAAGUACCUCCGUUUGUAGAGCAAAUUAAACCGAUUGGUUUACAUGGGGAUGGGCAAUUUUUACAUCAGGACUCUAGGGCUGUUCCACCAUUUCCAGGUCCAGGACCUACCCAUAUGCCAUUUGAAAAUCAAGGGCCAGUGUUUAAUGAGCAAAGACCAAUACAAAUGCCCAGCCAUCUGGGACCCAGACAUUCCGCUCCUUUCACUGGUGAAAUUCGUCCCCUAAUCAUGGAUGGGCCAGGAGGACCCAUGUCUGAGAGAAUUGGGGAGCAAAGGGGACCUGUGCCAUUGUUGUCUGGACAGUUUGGACCUACUCCUCCUCAACCCUUAUUUGGCGAAAGAAUGCCCGGCCCACCUCCCUUUGCUCAAAGAGGCCAAUCGCCUCCAAUGUUUGAAAAACAAAUCGAUCCACAUUUAGAAAUACAGGAGCCCCAUUUUGGUGGCAUGGCUGGUGGUCCACCUAGGUUUGAUGGACCAAGAGGUCCAGGGCCAGCAAACUUUAUGGGAAUGAGAGGACAGCUGUUUAAUUUUGAUGGUCCAAGGAGACCGCCUCCACCUCAAUUUAAAUUCCACAGAGGAGGUCCAAGAAUAUCAGGACCAAAUCAUUUUGUUGGCCCUCGGGGACCUUUUCCAAAUGAACUAGAAGGCCCUAGAGGACCAGUACCCGGUCACUAUGGUGGAGCAAGAGGUCCUCCGCCCCAUCCAUUUGAGGAUCACGGAGCAAGUCCAUCACCCUUGUUUCAUAAUCAACAAGGUCCAGGUCCGCACCAGUUUGGAGGGCAAAGGGGACCUGCCCCAAUUAGGUUUUCAGAGCCAUCCCAACCUCGGCCUCUCCUUGAAAUACCAAUUAUUGCUCCGCCCCAUAGGGGGGAGAAUUGGGACAAAGCAGGGCCCCCAGGUUCCUUUCAGAAUUACUCUGAUCAAAGGCAAAACUCAGAGCAGCACUGGGAACCCAAUGAAUUGAGACAAAACAAGGACCACCGGAACCCUCCCUUCCCUGAAGGAAGGCCCAGGGAGCGCUACGAAGGGCGCAAUGAGAAAUUUGACCAGUCAGAACCUCAUCAGCCAGAUAAUAUGCAGGGUAGAGGGUUUGAAGAGCGGCGAAGGGAGGGAGACCCUGAGGGGCAGCGAGAUAGAGAGAGAGGCAGAAACUGGAACAGAGACAGAGAGAGAAAUUGGGACAAAAAUAGAGACUGGCAGAAAUCAAACGAAUCCAGUCGAGACUGGGACAAAAAUAGGGACCGAGAUGCAAAUAAAGAAAAAGAGUUGGAGAGGAACCGGGACCGUGAUAGAGAGAAGGAGAGGGAGCGAGAGAGGGACAGGGAGCGAGACAGGGUUAGGGAGAGAGAGCGUGACCGAGACAGGGAGAGAGAGCGGGCACGAGAGAGGGAAGGGUACAGGCGACGAGACCGGUCCAGAAGCCGAGAUCGAGAUAAAGACAGAGAGAGGGAUAGAGACCGAGACCGUGACAGAACCAGAGACAGAGAGAGAGGCAAAGACCGUGACUCCAAGAGCAAAGAGAGCAACAGAGACUCCAAAUCUGAUAAAUCCAAAGACUCUUCAGCAGCUUCUGCUCCCUCAACGUGACCAACGGCAUCUGGGUUUUUAUAGGGGGGUCCGACAGAACCGUGUACUUUCUGUAUAUAUUUGUAUAUAAUAAUAGUUUUAUUUUAUAAAGAGAAUAAGCCCCCGGAAUCGCUCCUGUUUGGGAUGAUUUUACACCGCGUUAGACCUUCCUCCCUGUACAUCCAUUGGCCUCUUCCUCCUCCGCAACCAACCGACUGUGGCUCCUCCCCCUAAGCCAAGAGAUCCGGCGAGUCUGCCGGCCGCACUGGAACAAUGGAGACACUGUAAAUGACUGAAACAUAAAUGUGUUGCAUUUCAUUGGUGACUCGUGUCAUGUGAUUAACUAUUAAUUGAUUUGGGGGGGUUUUGUUUGUUUUGGUGAGGGGGGGGAUCUAUUUCUCAGCCCACUGCAAAGUCUGUUGGACUGGUCAAAUGUUGAUAGAUUUCAUUUUCCCCGAGUGCAAUUGGGGGGUUGCAGGUGUCCCCAGUACUGACGUGGGGCCCCCCCGAGAGCAAGCCCUGUGCAGAGAUGUGCGGUUCCCCAACUGCUCGCACACAGGAGAAACCUGGAUCGCAGAGAUGUCGGCGGCACCGCAGACGUUUGUAUAAAUUGCAUUUUUACUGCAAAUUGUCACUGUACAUAAAAUCCGUAAUAAUGUUUUCUUUUUUCUAAGUAGAAUAAAUCUCUACAUCUA